AUGCCUCAGAAACGACGCGCCAUAUGGAGCAGUGCAUCCGAAGACAGUAGCGACUCUGACUCUUCUCUCUCUGGAAAUGAGUCCUCACAUUCAUCUCCGACUCCGAUCAUCAAAAGUAAGGCGCAAAAGGCUUCUGAUAAAGGCAAACAGCCUCAGAAAAAGUUGUUGAAAAAACCAAAUAGGAGUCGUGAUAGCGAAAGGGACCAAUGCCUACACGUUGCACGUUGGAUUCCACGUGCAAUCGACAUGUAUGUUGUCCUCAAGGACACUUUUAGAAUCGGUAUCCUCCUUGAGCAGGAAGAAUCUGCCAAGGACGGAACUUUGAUGCUGCCAAGAAGGAGCGCCAGGAGACCCUUGAACAUGUAUGUACAAGAGCGUUCCUUGAGGACCUACAAAAGGAUCCUCACAAGCGCGCCCUACCUCCGCACCCUCAUUAAGGGAAACACAAAGAAGCAUCGAAAAGAGCUGGGACAUAUAUUAUCGGAGAUGCAGGACAUCAUUGGGCAAAUCCGCUCUGAAGACGCAAGUAAACUCAAGCCUUAUAUAGGGCGCUAUGCGGCCCUAGAUGCUGUAAACCACCCACUGACACCCGCGGUUUACUCUGACAACCAGAAGUCGCGUGCUAUGAUGGGCGUGAAUCAUCCCCAACUCGCCACUAUGCUCUGUCCGAUCAAACACCUUGCAGCCUAUCGCGAGAAUCCCAAGAAGAUUCAGGGAGAGUUGCAAAGCGGCCAUAUCAAGAUGCAUGCAGCUGCAUGGCCCACAUUUGCAUAUGAGGGCGACUCACCUGGAGAAGAUUUCAAUCCGCUCGAUAUGCAGAAUGGCCUUUUCAAAGGCUAUCUUAUGAAAUGGGUCUUUCGGCACAUAUUCAAGGGCCCUUCCUCCGCUCUGGCCAAUGAUGGAGAGGUUGUUACAACUCGCUCUGGUAACGCAAAGCUUCACAACAUGCUGAAGGUGGAUGCUGAACAUGUGGCCUAUACAUUCAUUCAGUGCCGUUUCAGUAUUUCAUCGUGUGACAAAUGGCAAGCUAUGGACGAGCCGUUCGAUCAGACAUGGGCGGAUUCAUUACUUGAGUGGUGGAAUAUGUCUGUAUUUGGCGACAAGGCAGGUAUACCGGUCUUUGACGUUAGCGAUGAUGACGACGAGGAAGAAGAUGAUUUGAUCAGCAUGCGAAAACAGUUUGCAAGUCGCGCUGCUGAAGCGCGACUCAAGUCCGUAUCUUCAGAUGCACAAGGUAGUACCCUACCUUCCGAUCCUGGCUCCAACACAUCUGUGAUCAAUACAACUUCGACUCCUGCCACUACACCGCCUCCCAUUGAAGAACCUGCACCUGUCCCAGCAAAAGCCAUCCCCAAGCCGCGUCCUAUCAUACCAACUUCUCAGCAGCAGGUGGUGACCCCAAAUGUGGAUACUGAAGCUCUACCUCGCACCCUCCCUUUGGCACCCAUCCCAUCGGGUUCAGGUACUGGCAAUCCACUACCUCACACCCUCCCUUUGGCUCCUGUCCCAUCUGGUUCAGGCACUGGCACCCGAACGUCUAAGAAGCGUGGCAGGACUAAUGUGAUGGAGUCCGAUGAUGAGAGCUCACUGACAGAAAACGAUUCAGAUGUCCCUGCCCCAUCGAAGCGCACCAGGAAGGGCAAGGGCAAGGCUACCACCACCACCACCACCAGCAAGAGGAAGCACAAGGGCCGGAAGUAG
Suillus discolor is the source of this 1701-nucleotide messenger RNA. RefSeq lists its product as uncharacterized. Lineage: Eukaryota; Fungi; Basidiomycota; Agaricomycetes; Boletales; Suillaceae. The coding region runs from base 1 to 1701 and encodes 566 amino acids. The record is from RefSeq and is a predicted model, not a curated record. The transcript has 11 exons.